Messenger RNA from Mesorhabditis belari, 798 nucleotides. Lineage: Eukaryota; Metazoa; Nematoda; Chromadorea; Rhabditida; Rhabditidae. The record is from the annotation of a GenBank genome assembly.
AUGCCAUCCAAGAAGGUAAUCAAGAAGAAAGUUGCACCAACCCCGGCUGCCAUGAGGGGCAAAGCCGAAGCCAAGGGACCAGUGAAGAAUCCUUUGUUUGAGGCUCGCCCCAAGAACUUCCGCAUCGGGCAAGACAUCCUUCCCAAGCGCGAUCUCACCCGCUUCGUCAAGUGGCCAAAGUACAUCCGCCUUCAACGACAAAGGGCUGUUCUCCAGAAGCGUCUGAAGAUCCCACCAAGCAUCAACCAAUUCAGAACCGCUUUGGACAAGCAAACAGCUUCGCAAACCGUGAAGUUGCUUGGCAAGUACCGCCCCGAGUCAAAGGAGCAGAAGAAGGAACGUCUUCGCAAGCGCGCGGAAGCACGUGCAUCUGGCAAGAAGGAGGAUAUCACUCCACGACAGGCAUUCAUCCGCCACGGCAUCAACCAAGUAACCAAGCUCGUUGAGCAACGCCGGGCCCAACUUGUGCUCGUUGCUCAUGAUGUGGAGCCAAUUGAGGUUGCUCUCUUUCUUCCCGCCCUGUGCAGAAAAUACAAGGUUCCCUAUGCUAUCGUGAAGGGAAAGGCUGUUCUUGGACGUAUUGUGCGCAGAAAGACCACCUCCUCAAUCGCCAUCGUUGAUGUGAAGCCAGAGGACAAAGCCACGCUUGCCAAGAUCACCGAGACUGUCUCCAACAACUUCAACGAUCGAGCAGAUGAGAUCCGUCGCCAUUGGGGAGGCCACACGAUGUCUGAUCGAUCACAGGCCAAGGUCGCCAAGUUGGAACGCGCCAAAGCCAAGGAAGUUGCACAGAAGGCC